GCGCGGAGGCCCGUGUUUGACGACAAGGAGGACGUGAACUUCGACCACUUCCAGAUUCUGCGAGCCAUCGGGAAAGGCAGCUUUGGCAAGGUGUGCAUCGUGCAGAAGCGGGACACAGAGAAGAUGUACGCCAUGAAAUACAUGAACAAGCAGCAGUGCAUCGAGCGUGACGAGGUCCGCAAUGUCUUCCGAGAGCUGGAGAUCCUACAGGAGAUCGAGCAUGUCUUCCUGGUGAACCUCUGGUACUCUUUCCAGGAUGAGGAGGACAUGUUCAUGGUGGUGGACCUGCUGCUGGGCGGGGACCUGCGCUACCACCUGCAGCAGAACGUCCAGUUCUCCGAGGACACGGUGAGGCUGUACAUCUGUGAGAUGGCGCUGGCCCUCGACUACCUGCGUAGUCAGCACAUCAUCCACAGAGACGUCAAGCCUGACAACAUUCUCCUGGACGAGCAAGGACAUGCGCAUUUGACCGACUUCAACAUCGCCACCAUCAUAAAGGAUGGGGAGAGGGCGACAGCACUAGCUGGCACCAAGCCGUACAUGGGCCCGCAGGUCAGGGCCCAGUUCCUCAAUGGUGGGACCGGCUACUCCUUCGAGGUGGACUGGUGGUCAGUGGGGGUGAUGGCCUACGAGCUGCUGCGAGGAUGGAGGCCCUAUGACAUCCACUCGAACAACGCCGUGGAGUCCCUGGUGCAGCUGUUCAGCACCGUGAGCGUCCAGUACGUCCCCACCUGGUCUAAGGAGAUGGUGGCCUUGCUGCGGAAGCUGCUCACUGUGAACCCCGAGCACCGGUUCUCCAGCCUUCAGGACAUGCAGGCGGCCCCGUCACUGGCCAACGUGCUGUGGGACGAGCUGAGCGAGAAGAAGGUGGAGCCAGGCUUUGUGCCUAAUAAAGGCCGCCUGCACUGCGAUCCCACCUUCGAGCUGGAGGAGAUGAUCCUGGAGUCGAGGCCCCUGCACAAGAAGAAGAAGCGGCUGGCCAAGAACAAGUCCCGGGACAACAGCAGGGACAGCUCCCAGUCCGAGAACGACUAUCUUCAGGACUGCCUUGAUGCAAUCCAGCAAGACUUUGUGAUUUUUAACAGAGAAAAGCUGAAGAGGAGCCAGGACCUCACGAACGAGCCCCUCGCCGCCCCCGAGGUCAAGGACAUGGCAGAGCCCACGGAGGACAGUGAGGAAGAGCGCUCAGCCCUGCCCAUGUGCGGCUCCAUCUGCCCCUCAGCCGGGAGCAGCUAGGCACCCAGGGAGGCGCCGUGGAUGGGGAGCUCUCAGGUUGCUUUGGAGACUCGGAUCUGCUGAAGGGAGGGGCGGGUGGAGGCCCGGCCUCCACCUUCCAACCUGGGCAGCCCACGGUGUCCAGCCACAUUUUAUACCUACAGUCCCACUGCCAAGCCUGCUCCCUCAAAGUGGUGCAGGGCGACGAGGUGUUGGUGCGGCUGAGAGUGGCAGGAGCUAUGUGCCCGUCAAGGGCAGCCGUGUGACAAGGAGGGCUGGGAGCCCUCGGGCCCUUGGUUACUAUAAUGUGGAGGAAGGCAUACAGGCCAUAACCUUGGCCGCUCCUGGGUGGCCCCUCUGACCGCUGGCUGCAGGCCCCGGGAGACCAGGGACUGCUGGGUGGGAAGGAGCCCUCGGCCCUCUGGUCUCUCACAGACUCUAGGCUGUACAUAGCCCUCGUGGCCACGCCCUGCCAUCUGGCUGCCCCAAAGUCUGUGAGCUUGCUACCCAGCGCUGUGGGUGUGGCAGGGUCUCUCUCCAUUCUUGUACAUCAAGGGCAGGGGUGGGGGGAGGGCAGUGGGUGGGAAGAUGAAGAAUGUUUUCUAGAGAUACAAACUGUUCCGGCAAUUUCUGCUGUGUUUCUGUAUAGUUUUCACCUCUGAAAAUUACAAUGUAAGAACUGCUCAGUGCUGAAUGUCGCACAUGUAUUCUGUACCUGCGAAGCAGUCACUCAGUGUCUACCGUUUUUGUUUUGUUGUUUUGCCAUAAGGUGCAUGCGCUCAUCAG
Tupaia belangeri chinensis (Chinese tree shrew) is the source of this 2001-nucleotide messenger RNA. RefSeq names its product serine/threonine kinase 32C (gene STK32C). The coding region runs from base 124 to 1236 and encodes 370 amino acids. The record is from RefSeq and is a predicted model, not a curated record. The transcript is spliced from 13 exons. NCBI's taxonomy places the organism in Eukaryota, Metazoa, Chordata, Mammalia, Scandentia, Tupaiidae. Gene Ontology annotation, biological process: regulation of signal transduction; G protein-coupled receptor signaling pathway; protein phosphorylation. Gene Ontology annotation, molecular function: G protein-coupled receptor binding; ATP binding; G protein-coupled receptor kinase activity.